Molecule: messenger RNA, 6946 nt
Organism: Cololabis saira (Pacific saury)
Lineage: Eukaryota; Metazoa; Chordata; Actinopteri; Beloniformes; Belonidae
Product: interphotoreceptor matrix proteoglycan 2-like
Exons: 18
Coding region: 566-6946 (2126 amino acids)
Biological process (GO): visual perception
Source: RefSeq, a predicted model, not a curated record
CUCUUGCCACACCUCCAGCUCCGGGUGCACGACUUCUGCCGGGUGCAGGACUUCUGCCGCAUCCAGGACUUCUGCCGCCUCCGUCGGCCUCCGUUCAGCCCCUGAACCGGGGUACCAGGGCCUCGGGUAGUCCGUCAUCUGGAGCUCCCUGAAUCAGGGUACCAGGGCUGCGGUGAUCCGUGUGCAGGACUUUCUACCUCCGUCAGGCUCCUCCCAGCCCCUGAAGGAUACCAGGAUCACCUGAACCAGGGUACCAGAGCCGCAGUGGUCCGUCGGGCUCCUUCCUGAACGGUACCAGGGCCCCGCUGGUCCGUGUGCAGGAUUUCGGCCUCUGUUGGCUCCUCUCAGCCCCUGAAGGGUACCAGGGCCACCUGAACCAGGGUACCAGGGCUCCGUUCAGCCCCCGAAGGGUACCAGGGCCAUCUGAACCAGGGUACCAGGGCUCCUCUCAGCCCCCGAAGGGUACCAGGGCCGCGGUGGUCCCUCAGGACCUGGAGGUCCCAUGAGGUCCACCUGAGACCCCCCCCCCUGGAUUUACGUUCGGGUCCUUAAACCGUCGUAGACGAUGCUGGGAACCGCCGGCCUGGUGCUGCUGCUAGCCGCCGCCUCAACGGCAGCUGGAAUCAGAGGCGGCAGCAUCAGAACGGACCCGGGACUCAGAACGGACCCGGGACUCGUACCGGAGACCUCCAGCUCCCUGAUGGAUCUGCUGAAGGCGUCCGGCAGCAGCAGAAGCUCAUCUUUAGCGUCCGGCAGCAGCAGAAGGUCAGCGUUAGCGUCCAGCUCCGGUCGAUCCAGGAGGUCGGUGUUUCUCCAGUCCGGAGUGAGGAUCUGCCCCCAGGAGAGUCUGGAGGAGGUGCUGGCCAGCCACCAGAACUACUACCAGCUACGAGUGUGCCAGGAGGCCGUCUGGGAAGCCUUCAGGAUCUUCCUGGACCGGAUCCCGGGGACGUCGGAGUACCAGAGAUGGGUCCAUGUGUGUCAGCAGGAGUCGCUGUGCAUCUCCGACCUGGCCAGGAACUUCAGCAGCUCCGAGGAACAUCUGAGUCUGAUAACCAGGAGGAUAAACCGGAUCAAGGACCGACAACCUCCAUCUCGAGUCGUGGUGACUCCGGUUCCGGCUCAGAAGCUCCCGGAGGUCGCAGGUCCAGCUGCCGAGCUAACGACUGCUCCGGCUAACUCUGACAUCAUUGCUAGCCCCGCCCCCCCGGGAACCCCCCAGGAACCUGUACAGGACUCGGAGCUCCUCAACGUCUCCGUCCUCCGGGACGGAGAGCUGCCCAACGCGGUGCCGGAGAGCCUGAUGGUGCAUGUGGUGGAGUUCAGCAUCGACCUGGUGGAUCCGAGCUACCGGGAGCUGCUGGACGACCCGGACUCGCCCCAGUACGUGGACCUGGCCCAGCACCUGCAGGACCAGAUGCUGCAUGUUUUUGACAAACUUCCAGGAUUUAAAUCCAUCAGUGUUCUGGGGAUCAGCGAGAGGCAGGAUGCUGGAGGGUCUGAGGGAAUCUCCGUCCACUUCUCUCUGGUGUUUGAGAAUCAUCACCCCCGAUCCAACCCGGAGACCAGCGCCAACCCGGAGACCAGCGCUAACCCGGAGACCAGCGCUAACCGUUCGUCCGCUAACUCCAGACUCCAGGAACUGGUGGCCGAAGCUCUUCAUGAGGAGACGUCUCUGCCGCUGGAUCUGGACUCCCUGAACUUCCAGCCAGAAGUCAUCGUCCUGCCAGUGCUGACAACCUCCUCAGUAGAAGUAGUGCCAGAGUCCAGCGAGCCGGAUUCCCACAACGAGUUUGAAGUUUUGAUCAAAGAAGCAGAGAUGGAUGAAUCUCAGCCGUCGGUUCCUCUUCCCCCCCCGGAGAAGGAGAACUCGCUGGUGACUCUGCUGGACUCCACACCGGUCGCUGGCGAGGAGACGGACUCCACGCCGGUCCCUGACCAGGAGACGGACUCCACACCGGUCCCUGACCAGGAGACGGACUCCACACCGGUCCCUGACGGGAAUCCAGGGGAGACAAGUGACUCCACGCCGGUCCCUGACGGGAAUCCAGGGGGGACGAAUGGGGCGACACCCAGCGGUGAUGAUCUACCGCCUCUAGACGUUAACGAUGAGUCCAAAGAAUCCAAUCCAGAGCAGGAAGAAGAGGAACCGAUCAUUAUCACACACGAAAUUGAGACCAUUCACGUGGAUGAAACCGGAGAGCUGGUGCGGGACUACGUACCGACGCCUACGGUGGUUCUGGAGACGGUUUCCUCGGAUACGACUCUGUCUCCCAACCUGCUGCCAGAAGAAGACCUGACUCCCGUCGAUGAGCAGAGGGAACAUCCCGGUAUUGAUCUGAUUCCUGUUACUCCAACCAUGGAGCCGGCAGAACUUCAGCAGGACCAGGACCACAACGCUCUUCCAGAUGAAGAGAACUCAGACCUGGACGUUCUCCAACCUCACGAACCUGAAGACGACAAGUUUCUGGAAGCUUUGCAACCGGAACCUGAAGAGGUCGACGUUUCUGAACCAGUGGAAGAAAACACAGAGAUAACGGAACCAGAUGAAGGAACCGUUGAGAUAUUAGAGCCAGAAGUAGGAACCGUUGAGAUCUUAGAACCAGAUGAAGGAACCGUUGAUGAAGGAACCGUUGAGAUCUUAGAACCAGAUGAAGGAACCGUUGAGAUCUUAGAACCAGAUGAAGGAACCGUUGAGAUCUUAGAACCAGAAGUAGGAACCGUUGAGAUCUUAGAACCAGAAGAAGAAACCGUUGAGAUCUUAGAACCAGAAGUAGGAACAGUUACGAUCUUAGAACCAGAAGUAAAAAUAGUUACGCUCUUAGAUCCAGAUGAAGAUGUUGAGGAAUUUCCACAGUCGGCUGAAGAAGUUCCUGCAGAUUCAGGAAACCACGAGAAAGAUCUAGAAGUUUCAGAAACAAACGACUCAUCAGAACCUUCAGAGACAGAAAAAGAAGUUGUUGAAUUAUCAAAUCCAGACGAAGGAAUAUCUGAAGUUUCUGACGAAACAAUAACCGAGGAAACACAACCUGAGGUCUCUGAGGAAACUGAGGUCUCUGAGGAAACUGAGGUCUCUGAGGAAACUGAGGUCUCUGAGGAAACUGAGGUCUCUGAAGAAACAAUAACUGAGGUCUCUGAGGAAACUGAGGUCUCUGAAGAAACAAUAACUGAGGUCUCUGAGGAAACUGAGGUCUCUGAAGAAACUGAGGUCUCUGAGGAAACAAUAACUGAGGUCUCUGAAGAAACUGAGGUCUCUGAGGAAACUGAGGUCUCUGAAGAAACAAUAACUGAGGUCUCUGAGGAAAUUGAGGUCUCUGAAGAAACUGAGGUCUCUGAGGAAACUGAGGUAUCUGAAGAAACUGAGGUCUCUGAGGAAACGAUAACUGAGGUAUCUGAGGAAACUGAGGUCUCUGAUGAAACUGAGGUCUCUGAGGAAACUGAGGUCUCUGAGGAAAUUGAGGUCUCUGAGGAAACUGAGGUCUCUGAUGAAACUGAGGUCUCUGAGGAAACUGAGGUCUCUGAUGAAAGUGAGGUCCCUGAGGAAACUGAGGUCUCUAAGGAAAAUGAGGUCUCUGAAGAAACUGAGGUCUCUGAGGAAACUGAGGUCUCUGAAGAAACUGAGGUCUCUGAAGAAACAAUAACUGAGGUCUCUGAAGAAACUGAGGUCUCUGAAGAAACUGAGGAAACUGAGGUCUCUGAGGAAACUGAGGUCUCUGAAGAAACAAUAACUGAGGUCUCUGAAGAAACUGAGGUCUCUGAAGAAACUGAGGUCUCUGAGGAAACUGAGGUCUCUGAGGAAACUGAGGUCUCCGAGGAAAUUGAGGUUUCUGAAGAAACUGAGGUCUCUGAGGAAAUUGAGGUCUCUGAGGAAACUGAGGUCUCUGAAGAAACAAUAACUGAGGUAUCUGAAGAAACUGAGGUCUCUGAAGAAACUGAGGUCUCUGAGGAAACUGAGGUCUCUGAGGAAACUGAGGUCUCCGAGGAAAUUGAGGUUUCUGAAGAAACUGAGGUCUCUGAGGAAAUUGAGGUCUCUGAAGAAACUGAGGAAACUGAGGUCUCUGAGGAAACGGUACCUGAGGUCUCUGAGGAAACCGAGGUAUCUGAAGAAACUGAGGUCUCUGAGGAAACUGAGGUCUCUGAGGAAACUCUACCUGAGGUCUCUGAAGAAACUGAGGUAUCUGAAGAAACGGUACCUGAGGUCUCUGAAGAAAAUGAGGUCCCUGAGGAAACUGAGGUCUCUGAGGAAACUGAGGUCUCUGAAGAAACAAUAACUGAGGUCUCUGAGGAAACUGAGGUCUCUGAUGAAACGGAGGUCUCUGAGGAAACUGAGGUCUCUGAAGAAACAAUAACUGAGGUCUCUGAGGAAACUGAGGUCUCUGAUGAAACGGAGGUCUCUGAGGAAACUGAGGUCUCUGAAGAAACAAUAACUGAGGUCUCUGAGGAAAAUGAGGUCUCUGAAGAAACUGAGGUCUCUGAGGAAACUGAGGUCCCUGAAGAAACUGAGGUCUCUGAAGAAACCGAGGUCUCUGAGGAAACUGAGGUCUCUGAAGAUACAAUAACUGAGGUCUCUGAGGAAACUGAGGAAACUGAGGUCUCUGAGGAAACUGAGGUCCCUGAAGAAACUGAGGUCUCUGAAGAAACUGAGGUCUCUGAGGAAACUGAGGUCUCUGAAGAAACUGAGGUCUCUGAGGAAACUGAGGUCUCUGAAGAAACUGAGGUCUCUGAAGAAACUGAGGUCUCUGAAGAAACGGUACCUGAGUUCUCUGAGGAAACUGAGGUCUCUGAGGAAACUGAGGUCUCUGAAGAAGCGGUACCUGAGGUCUCUGAGGAAACUGAGGUCUCUGAAGAAACUGAGGUCUCUGAAGAAACUGAGGUCUCUGAAGAAACUGAGGUCUCUGAGGAAACGAUAACUGAGGUCUCUGAGGAAACUGAGGUCUCUGAGGAAACGAUAACUGAGGUCUCUGAGGAAACUGAGGUAUCUGAGGAAACGGUACCUGAGGUCUCUGAGGAAACGAUAACUGAGGUCUCUGAGGUCUCUGAGGAAACUGAGGUCUCUGAGGAAACGGUACCUGAGGUCUCUGAGGAAACACUACCUGAGGUCCCUGAGGUCUCUGAAGAAACUAUAACUGAGGUCUCUGAGGAAACGGUACCUGAGCUCUCUGAAGGAACAGUACUUGAGGUCCCUGAGGUCUCUGAGGAAACUGAGGUCUCUGAAGAAACUGAGGUCCCUGAGGAAACUGAGGUCUCUGAAGAAACUGAGGUCUCUGAGGAAACUGAGGUCUCUGAGGAAAUUGAGGUCUCUGAGGAAACUGAGGUCUCUGAGGAAACUGAGGUCUCUGAAGAAACUGAGGUCCCUGAGGAAACUGAGGUCUCUGAGGAAACUGAGGUCCCUGAGGUCUCUAUCGUUCAUUUCUUAGAAACUCUUCCAGAAGAGGAGACCGUUGAGAGGUUAGAACUUGAACCGGAGAAGGAUCUUACAGUUCCACCGGCUGAAUCAAUCGAUGUCCUUCAAGACCUGGAUGAAGGUCUGGACUCUGAAGAUCUGGACUCUGAAGAUCUGGACUCUAAAGAUCUGGACUCUGAAGAUCUGGACUCUAAAGAUCUGGACUCUGAAGAUCUGGACUCUGAAGAUCUGGACUCUGAAGAUCUGGACUCUGGAAGGGAAGAAAAUAUGGACUAUGGAUAUCUGGACUCUGGAGAUCUGGACUGGGAAGAUCUGGACUCUGAAGAUCUGAACUCUGGAGGGGAAACUGAAAACUCACCUGAGGACCAGAACUCCAUCACUGACGUCCUGGAGGAGAGAACUGCUGCUGUCGUCACGGCAACCGACACAACCGAGAGUGAUGAUCACCUGGAAACAUCUGACCAGGCUGAUCUUCACCUGGAAACAUCUGACCCAGCUGAUCUUCCCCUGGAAACAUCUGACCCAGCUGAUCUUCCCCUGGAAACAUCUGACCCAGAAGUGACGACUGCAGACGAGCAGGAUAUUUCAGAGGGAACUGAAGUCGAUGAAGAGACAGAAAACAUCGUCAACGCCGACCCAACACUCCCAACGGCUGGUCUCUCCUCGGCUGAUGUUUCAGUCAACCCAACUGGAGAUUCUGGACUCCUGGAGAUAGAACAGGAAUCCAUAAAUCCAGCUUCUGAUGGUUCUCCGGUGGAGGACGGAACCGAGCAAGAGGAGCCGAUGGAGGAGGAAGAACCAGAGGAGGAACCUGAAAGCAGCACCAGGACACCAGAACCAGAGGAGGAAGUUAUUGUGUUGGAGGUUCCUGGUGACCUGGACCAGACUAGCGUAGCACCAACAGAGGAACCAGAACGUAGCACCGUUAGCUUCACAGAUGCCCCGCCCCCUCCGUACCUGACCACGCCCACCAUGACGGCGGCGGGUCACGGCCAGGAGCUGGUCGUCUUCUUCAGCCUGAGAGUCACCAACAUGAACUUCUCUGAAGAUCUCUUCAACAGGACGUCGUCCGAGUACCGGUCCCUGGAGAACACCUUCCUGGACGUGCUGCUGCCGUUCCUGCAGGCCAACCUGACGGGCUUCCAGAAGCUGGAGAUCCUGAACUUCCGGGCCGGCAGCGUGGUCGUCAACAGCAAGAUGAAGUUCUCCACGGUGGUUCCGUACAACGUCACUGAGGCCGUCCACUGCGUUCUGGAGGAGUUCUGCCAGUCGGCGGCCCGGAACAUGCAGAUCCAGAUCGACACCCGGUCCCUGGACGUGGAGCCAGGCGACCAGGCCGACCCCUGCAAGUUCCAGGCGUGUGACGAGUUUUCCCGCUGCAGCGUGAACAGCUGGACGAAGGAGGCCGAGUGUCGGUGCCGGCCGGGUUUCCUGUCGGUGGACGGGCGUCCCUGUCGCAGCGUCUGCGAGCUGCAGCCGGACGUCUGCCGGGGACGAGGGGAGUGUGAGGUGGAGCCGGGACGGGGAGCCGUCUGCAGGUGA